This is a messenger RNA of Ixodes scapularis (black-legged tick), 1858 nucleotides long. RefSeq lists its product as uncharacterized. The coding region runs from base 184 to 1263 and encodes 359 amino acids. The transcript has 2 exons. Lineage: Eukaryota; Metazoa; Arthropoda; Arachnida; Ixodida; Ixodidae. The record is from RefSeq and is a predicted model, not a curated record.
GUUUAGUAGCUCUGUCACCAAUAUGUUGUACUUUGCUAUUUAUUUCCCCCAGAACAUGGAAGUCAAAGGCGUCGCCUGAAGAAAGGAACAGUGCCCUCCGAAAACCUGCCUACCCUCUCCACUGAGAAUGUAGAGAGAAAAAAGAGAGCGAGGGAACUGGAUGUGGACCGCCAGAAGCGUCGCAUGAGGAGGGAAGCUGGGAAGCCUCUCUUGGCCAAGGUUGCGCUCUGCGAGGCCCAAGACUCCCAUCAGCAGGAUGACGGGGCACAGCCUCCUGAAGGUGAAGAUGCAGCGCUGCCACCUGCAGUGCCAUUGCGGAGGCCUCUCCAAGCCACAGUAGUUCUUGACGAAGGCGUGCAAGUGUGUAGUGGCGACUUUGGGGAGAACUUUUCCCGCAUGAUUAAUCAGGGGAAUGUAUGUUCCUUUACGGGCAUUCCCAACAUGGAGCUUCUCCAUGUUCUGGAGAAACUCGUGUCUGGAAAGAUGCUAAGAUCAGCAAGAGCUACACUGCCAGCAAAGGAUCGAGUAAUCAUGACCAUGAUGGCUUUGAAGCAUGCUCUGACAUUUGACUUCCUGUCACACAUCUACGGGGUGUCUCCAUCAACAGCAAGCACCACUGUUAGAAGCAUUGCAAAACUCCUUGCUGUAUUUCUACAAAAUGCGAUAACCUGGCCCUCAAAGGAUGAAGUGCUGCACAACCUGCCGGCAUGCUUCCAGAAAUUCUCCCACGUCCGCAUUGUGCUGGACUGCACAAAGAUUCCUGUAGGAACGCCGAAAUGCCUUAAGUGUCGUAUCUGUACGUACUCUCACUACAAGAAAGGCCACACUGUGAAGUAUCUGGUGGGGGUUUCGCCCGGUGGCUUGGUUACCUACAUUAGUAGCGGCUACGGCGGUCGAGCCUCGGACAAGGCUAUCUUUGACCAAAGUGGUUUAGUAGAUAAGCUCUUGCCGGGAAUAGACCACAUAAUGGUGGAUAAGGGGUUUCUCAUUGACAGCACAUGCGAAACAAGGCUAAUAGCUGUGGUGAGGCCCCCAUUCCUACAUGCCAAGAAGCAGCUGUCGAAGGCCGAAGCUCUUGCCACUAAACACAUAGCUGCGGCAAGGGUUCACGUUGAAAGGGUGAUACAAAGGAUCAAGCUGUUAAAGAUUACGUCACAAAAGAUGCCUUGGAAUUUGGUACCGAUUGCUGAUGAUGUGCUGAUCAUUGCAUGUGGCUUGGCCAACUUGUCCGCACCGGUUCUGGCAGACGACAAGUUUUUGUAAACUAUCUGGGAGCGAAAACUUUUGUUGGUACUUUUUUGUUUGUAGUUAUAAUGCAUUUUUUGGGGUGUCUGCUGCGUUACCUAUGUCGUUGUCAUCAGUGCAUUAUAGGUGGUACCCUGCUCUUGCGUUGGCCUGUGUCACCACGAGGUGGUUUUUGCAAACUUAAGCAUUGUACAUAUCGCCGAAGACUGAGGUCUUUCGAUUUUUUACAUUCUUUCAUUUUUGUGUUGCUCGCAUUGUGUAUGUUAUGUUUGUUUAUAUUGGCAUAGAGAAGUCUUCAGCACUACUAAAUUUCCUGGUAUGUUGUUUUUGCGCCAGCGUGUGCCACCCCGAGGCAGAUUUUACAAAGUCACAGCAGUAAUGUCACCGCCUGUUGAUUUUUUUGGGAUGUUACUGCUAGCCUUAGCUUGUGCCAACCUAAAGCAACUUUUGCCAAAUAAAGCCUCACACAUCUUUUCAGACCUCUCUGCUUCUAUCUUUUGCAUUUUAACAGAUUUAUUCUUUGUGUGUGGCCUGUAUGUGUAGGUUUGCAUGUUUUUAGUGCAAUGUGAUAAUAAAGAAAGUUGUGCACUUGUGUUAAGUUUACUCUUCACCA